This is a messenger RNA of Orbilia oligospora ATCC 24927, 3657 nucleotides long. RefSeq lists its product as uncharacterized. The transcript is spliced from 5 exons. NCBI's taxonomy places the organism in Eukaryota, Fungi, Ascomycota, Orbiliomycetes, Orbiliales, Orbiliaceae. Gene Ontology annotation, biological process: positive regulation of transcription by RNA polymerase II. Gene Ontology annotation, cellular component: nucleus. The coding region runs from base 1 to 3657 and encodes 1218 amino acids. The record is from RefSeq and is a predicted model, not a curated record. Gene Ontology annotation, molecular function: DNA-binding transcription factor activity, RNA polymerase II-specific; transcription cis-regulatory region binding; zinc ion binding.
AUGUCCGAGCCGGCUAACGUGGAGACGCAACCACCUCCUGAUCAGCCUGAGAAGCCAGGCGCAGGAGGUGAGCCGUCAAAACCUACCCGAGUUUCCAAGAAACGAACGAAGACUGGGUGUCUGACAUGUCGAAAACGUCGUAUAAAAUGUGGAGAGGAACGACCAACGUGUAACAACUGCGUCAAAAGCAAGCGUGUUUGCGAGGGAUACAGUCAACGGGUUGUAUUCAAGCUUGGAGGCUUCGGCAAUGAGGAUGGCCAACUCGAUGGGAUGGGAUACUAUGGAUACCCCGAACAAAUGCCAUAUAUUCCUGGGUCGGAUCCCAGUCUACCGUAUGCUUUACAGGCUGCGAGAGGAAACAUGAAUCUACAGAGGAUUGCACCGGCCCCAUACACUCGCCGGAUUGGCGACGAAACUCUUCCAGAAAACCAGUUGCACACGACACUCCCACCCCACCUCCAAUAUUACAUGGGAGCGCAACAAGGCCAAAAUCCGCUACAAUCUCCAGAAGAUAUCCCCCCUGGGUUUCCUCAAGAUCCGAAUUACCUCCGCCAUCGAGCAUCCGUUUCGCCCAUCUCACCAAUUGAUGUUGGGAUGGCGCACCGUGGAAGCAUAUCAUUGGUAUCUCCAGGCCACCAGCCCCCACUGUCUGCUACAGAAUCUCACUGGCCAGCCUCCGCUACUUCGGCGACGCACCCGAACAUUGAUUCCGAAUAUGCUCCGAGGCAAUCAUAUAGCCAUGAGAUUACGCCACCGUCUGCUACCUCCUCGGCUUCUUUCCACCUCGCAUCUCCUAGCACACACCAAGCGCCCACGACUUCGGCCCCAUCUCGUUCAAGCAAUGCUUCUGAAGUUUCUACUCUCAAUUCAUAUGGCUACAACGCCCCGUACGGUACUGGUUACGAAGGCCAGCCUGCUGGAUACGCAAACGCAACCUAUCCACCCGGCACAUACUCCGGCACAAAUUUCAAAACAGAACCAGACUUCGACCAGCACAGAUACUCAGGUCCCACGGCAAUCCAGGAACAUCAUGGGCAGGAAGAAGGGCCACAGGACGAUUUUGUGGCGGGUGGUGCGCUAGAUGGCUCAGAAGAUGAAGAUGAAGAGCUUAACGACGAACAGGACGAGGUCGAAGAGGAUGAGGAAGAAUAUGCUGAGGAUGGCGAGGAUGACUACGAGGAUUUUGCUCCUAUGGAUCUGGAUGCCACUUCACGACAGACAAUUUCCACCGCUAUUACACCAUAUACGCAGAAUAAUGAGAGUACCAGAUUGACGUUCCGAAGCUUCCUUCCAGAGGCCGGAACCUUAAUUAGGUAUCAGCCAGCGGCUACAGCAUCUCCAUUGUCGAACCCUACAACGGCAAGGAUAUUUUGCCAUUGGAUUUAUGUCGUUGCGCCAAGUUUAUCGGUUUUUGAACGACAUCCAGCAAACCCUCAUCAGUCUUUUACACCUGGAACCAGGCUCAACGGGCCGCAGAAUCUAUGGUGUUACACAAUCCCAACAGUAUCUCUAUCCAGUCCUUUACUCCUGCACGCACUGCUAGCCGUAGCGAGUUUACACAUAGCAAAGUUAUCGGAUGAACCAAUCACUUCAUCAUAUGUGCAUUAUCAUUUUGCACUACGGCGCCUCCGUAAAGCAAUUUCUGAUGACAGAGAGCGAGCUUCCGUUGCGACGCUUGCCGGAACCUUGUUGCUGGCGUAUUACGAGACUAUGGCUGCCGAUGUAAGAAAGUGGAGCAGCCAUUUGCAGGGGGCUAAGAACCUUCUCAAAGAGAUUGAUUUCGACAAUCUAAACAGAAGAAUGGAGGUGCUUGAGGACGAAGAAUUGACGCAGCAACAAGCCACAAACCCGGCAUUUGACGGCAUAGCAUCCAUUCGCAACCGAAAAAUGCAGCAGAAAACCGGCAAAGGUAAUUCAGAUCGGACGUCCCCGACGGACGACCCAAUCCGAAGAUAUAUUCUUGGAUCACGUGAACGGCGAAAAAUGUCACAGGUGGAGAAAACCCGAGUUAAUAGUAGCCCAAGGGCGUCAAAUGCACGGGAUCAGGAGACAGCAAUUCUGCAGAGUGAUUUAUUCUGGUUCUUCGCGAAACAGGAUGCAUAUCAAUCCCUACUUAGCGGGGAAGGUCUAGUGUUGGAUUAUGCGCAUUGGGGUCAAUGUCCUCCACGUCCUAGGAUUGGUACCUUGGGUACUUCUUAUGGAUCCACGGAUUACCUUUACCUUCUCUAUGGUCGCAUUGCAGAUUUUCAAGCCCGUGACGCGAAGCGGAAGGCCGAGGUUGAGAAAUAUGGACCAGCACCAGCGAUUUUAGAACUUAUGAAGUCGAUGGGUGGAGGUGGACCGCCUGGACAAGGUGGUCCUCCCCAAAUGGGUAGACAAGGCGGCCCCCCCGCUGGCCCUCCUCCAAUGGGCGGCCCACCAAGUGGCCCCCAGGGUGGUCCCCCUCAGAUGGGAGGGCCAGGCGGUCCUCAAGGUGGUCCUCAAGGUGGUCCUCCGCCCGGCUGGACAGGAGGCCCCCCUCCCGGUUGGCAAGGUGGUCCUCCACCAGGAUGGCAAGGCGGUCCUCCACCGGGAUGGCAAGGCGGCCCUCCACCGGGAUGGCAAGGUGGCCCUCCGCCUGGGUUGCAAGGUGGCCCUCCGCCUGGGUUGCAAGGCGGCCCUCCGCCUGGAUGGCAAGGCGGUCCCCCUCCGGGAUGGCAAGGCGGCCCCCCUCCGGGAUGGACGGGUGGCCCCCCUCCAGGGUGGCAGGGAGGACCCCCGCCUGGUAUGGCAGGGCCUCCCACAGGGAUGCCUCCUGCCGGGAUGCCAGCCCGUCCUCCAGCAUAUGCUGGACCCCCUUCAAUUUCAUCUAUCUCUCCAAGCACAGAAGGCGGUGACCAAUCUACGCCCCCUUCUGCAACUUCAGCUCCCAAAUCACCCCCAAAGUACACCAAAGCUGAGCUCGAAUCAAUGACGGUAGAAGCCGAAAUGGAGUGGAUAGAGAUCUACAAGGCUCUCCUUCUAUUCCAAGAAUCAUUAGGCGACGAAUUCCAACCGCUCGAAGAAGAACUUAUGCCAGUCCAACCUUCUCCCUUCGGUGAUGCAAUUUUUUACCGAACCUAUUCCGUAUCUUGCCUGCAGGCCCUUUACAAGACAGCUCACAUCAUAUUAGAGCGUUCACACCCUUCUAUGCCUUCAAAUGGAUGGAUGGCAGCGGGCAUUGCAGCUCGUAAAACCGCUGGCCUAGCUCAAGAAAUGGGUCGUAUCGCUGCUGGUUUAUUCCCACCUGCCCAAGCCUCUGAAAUCAGUCCACCUCUUGGUGGGGUCCUUAUCGAACUUUCUUUCUGCAUGCUUUUCGCAGGUGUGCAGUACCAGGACCCUAAUCAGCGAGAAUGGCUAGUAGAGCAUAUGUACAACGUGGGCAAGAUGACAGGAUGGGGCACUGCCAAUCGGUGUGCUCUAGGGUGUGAACAUGCAUGGGAGAAAGCAGCAGCAAUGGGUAAGGGCCCACCCUAUAAGAGGAGGGCCAGCUCGGAGCCUAGAGAAAUGCCAAUCGGUACUCAAGAGGGAUCAAAUUAUGUAUUUCUCGGGUCGGCGAAUAAAGCUCAUUGGGCUACAGCACUUCUGGGGCCCUUGGAAAACAAAAUGGAGACCAUGGCCCUUGACGGCGAGGCUUAG